ACUUUCUAAGAAACCAAACAAACAAGACGAUCAAGGUUCAUGACCCGAGUAAAUUAAAAUACAACACUUGGAAUCUCUAUUAAAAUAUAUGUAAUCUCGCCCUCUUUUCUCUCCUUCCUGGUAACAAAAACAAAUACCAUCAGACAAACACUCCUUUUCUCCUUUUAUAUUUAUAUAACAAUCACACUUCUACUUGCCCGGAAUUCCGUGGACUUCAAUCAACAGUUAUGGAGUUUUUCACCAAAGUUAAAGCAGUAAAACUCCGAAGCCACCUCGACAAGUAUCUAGCGGCCGACGACGACAAAGAAACAGUGCGACAGAGCCGCCAGGGCUCGGCCCGAAAAGCCCGGUGGCUGGUUGAACCCGUCGACGGAAACCCACAACUCAUACGGCUCAAAGGCAUACACGGCAGCUACCUGGCCGCCUCCGCAGCCCCUUUCCUCCUGGGCAUGACCGGAAACAAGGUCGUUCAGGCCAAACUCGAUGACUCGUCGGAGACGACGACGGAGUGGCAGCCGAUCAGAGAUGGGUUUCAGGUGAAGCUGAAGGCGGCGGCGGGAGGGACUUAUUUGAGGGCCAACGGCGGAACGCCGCCGUGGAGGAACACCGUCACGCAUGAUAUUCCGUUGGCCGGUUCGACGCAUAAUUGGGUUUUGUGGGAGGCGGAGGCUGUGGAGAUACCGGAGAAUGAGGCGUUGAAUGAUUAUUUGUCGUUGGUUUCGAGUUUUUCGUCACUUUCCGAUGAGGUUUUUGGGUCGGAGGAGGUUGAGUCGCCGAUGUCUAUACGGUCCUACAAUUCUCCCAAGUUGUCUACGAAGAAGACCGGCAUGGAUCUCUUCCGCAACGCCAAGGCGGUGCGCCUCCGCAGCCACCACGACAAGUACCUCCUCGCCGACGACGACGAAGACUCCGUCACUCAAGACCGCAACGGCUCCGCCAAGAACGCCCGCUGGACCGUCGAAUUCGUCGACGACGACAGCGGCGGAGCCAACUUCCUCCGCCUCAAAUCCUGCUUCGAAAAGUACCUCACCGCCUCGAACCAGCCAUUCCUCCUCGGCAUGACCGGUCACAAGGUCGUUCAGAGCUCGCCGGCUGGCCGGCUCGACUCGUCGGUGGAGUGGGAGCCGAUUCGGGAGGGGAAUCAGGUGAAGUUGAAGACGAGGUACGGCCACUUCCUACGCGCGAACGGCGGCGUUCCGCCGUGGAGGAAUUCGGUUACGCAUGAUAUUCCUCACCGGACUGCUACUCAGGAUUGGAUCCUUUGGGAGGUUCAUGUUGUUGAGAUUGUGAUUGUUCAUUCGCCCAAACCUAAAGAUUGGAUCCUUUGGGAGGUUCAUGUUGUUGAGAUUGUGAUUGUUCAUUCGCCCAAACCUAAAGCGGUUGUUCAGGCUGUGCCGCGAUUGGAUGAGUUUGCUUCUGAUUCGAGCUCGCCUUCCACUCAUUCUGCUAAAUCUAAUAGUUUUGGACGACAAGAGUCUAUUGAUUCUGUGGGUAGUUCACCGCCUAAGGCAGCUGAUGGGCGGGCUAUAUAUUACAGUGUUGCAGAUGAAUUUGGUAAUGUCAAUGAGGGUGACGAGGGGCAUUGUAUUACAUUUAAAGGGAAUGGGGUUGAUGAAUUAACUCGGAGGCUGGAAGAUGAGACAGGUAUUGAGGACAUUGCUGUGUGUUCGCGAAGUCCAUUGAAUGGGAAGCUUUACCCACUUCGCUUACAGCUUCCUCCCAACAAUGUGACUAUGCAUGUUGUUGUGGUUCCGUCCUCCUCAAAAGUGGCGCGAGACUUUGCAAAAGCAGGAAUUACAUUGUGAAACGUGCUGGGAGACAUCACAAUUUUGCUUAUGAUCCAAAUUCAUGCAACUAGAUAUCUUGUACAUUCUAUUUCAGGCCUACCCUUUUGCUUGUUGAAAAAUGCAGAGAAAUAAGUUUUUGUGAGGUUUGCAACUCUUGCCUUGCUGUGUUCAUUGUUGUACUAUAGCAGUAAGUGAUUACAGUCUAGUAGAUGAUGAACAAAAAAAAGACAUUCUAGCAAUCUCAGUGGAACAAACUUAGAUCUAGCUAAACCAUUUGUAAUAAUGCAAAAAUCUUUUCUACAGUUCUACUUGGGAUUCAAAUUUCUUGGGGGCUUUUGUAUCUGAUUCUGUUGUAAAUUUAUUUGUACAAUUUUUGUUAGUUGAGAGGUUUAUGGUUUA
Molecule: messenger RNA, 2186 nt
Organism: Camellia sinensis
Lineage: Eukaryota; Viridiplantae; Streptophyta; Magnoliopsida; Ericales; Theaceae
Source: RefSeq, a predicted model, not a curated record